UCUCACAAACACAUUUUUUCCCAACGGACAGUUUCCUAGGAACUAUUGUGCGUCUAGUGGUUUCAGUGGGAAUUAAUCAAGCGCCGGCCAACUUCCUGUUGUGAAGAGGGAACUCUGUUAAUCAGACGUGUCUGAGACCGGACCGGAAGAGCCAUGCCUUUUCUCCAUGGAUUUCGGAGAAUCAUCUAUGAAUAUCAGCCACUGGUAGAUGCUGUCAUGCGCGUAAUUGGUUUGGAGGAAGACAACAGGCAUCCCGAAAACUGGAGUCCCGAUGAUGAGCCCAGAAGAUGCAGCUCUUUAGUGGAGCUUCUGGAGCAGGAGUCCCAGUCAGAGAUGUUUGUUGAAGGCAUCAGUUAUGCACUUUUUAAGGUGGCAGAGCAGGGAUUCGCUUAUGCUGCCAAAAUCCUCCUACGCUAUGGAGCUGAUGUCAAUUUUGAAGACCCAGUGUCCUAUUACAACCCACUGCACAUAGCUGUGUUGAGGAACCGGCCAAAUAUGGUGAGGCUGCUUGCUGGACACGGAGCAGACAUCGAAAAGAGGGACCGAAUUCACGAGAGCAGUCCCUUAGAUUUAGCGAGUGAGGAGUCGGAGAGGCUGCCCUGUCUGCUCACCUUAUUGGACCUCGGUGCUGCUGUGAACGCUAGAGACAAGCACGGGAAAACGCCGCUGCUACAUGCAUUAGCGAGCAGCGAUGGACUUACUGUGCACAACAUCGAGAACAUACAGCUGCUACUUGAGAGGGGUUCUGAUGUUAGCGCUGCAACAGUCGAUGGAGAAACCGUUGAAUCAUCUUUGGUGUUUCUGGUCAAAGAGGCUCUGGAUGCCAGUGUGGAGGACGCUGCUGAGAUUGGCGGCUUCUGCUUGAAAGUCACCCGGCUACUGCUAGCUCACGGCGUGGACCCCAGCAGCUGUCUGAGUGAGGAUGGCGAGCCCUCCUUGACCCAGACAAGCUUGGAGCAGUUUGACCUGCUCUUUCCUCUGGCUGUGCUCCUGAUCCAGAGCGGAGCUUCUUUGGUGUGCAGUUAUCACAGUGACUCCUGUUGGUCAGGUUACAGCCUCCUUUUCCAGAGGCUUCAGGCAGUCCUCCUGCAGUGCUCCGAUCCAAGCCGGGCCACCGAGCUGUUGGAACAAGCUGAAGCGUUGCUGGACUUAGCAAAGGUAAACGCCCCCACGCUGCACCUCCCUCCAAGGCUGGAGCUGCCUGGACCUGGUCACGACUCACACCCUUACGCUCAGGCUCUGAUGGACCUGCACAGCCGCGUCGUUGCUCGUGAAGCAAGUCCGCCACCUCUGCGCUGCCUUUGCAGGACAUUCAUACGGAGGCGCCUACAGCCCUGGCCGCUGGAGGACAGAGUGAAAGCCCUGCCUUUACCAGACAGACUGAAAGACUUUCUGCUUCCUGAGCACACAUACGCUCCAAAGCCAGGCUGGGGCUGCUUCAAACCUCAGCAGAGCCGGCCCUAACAAUGAAGCUAUCUAUUGAGAUUUGGGGUUCAAAUAAAACAAUUCUGCCCAAAUAAAUCUGAAACACCAUCAAGGCUUUUUGUUUUGAUUCUUAUUGUCUGAAAAAUCACAAUGACAAUGCAGUUAUUUGAAAUACAGAAUUGUGUUUGUAAGAAUCCAGGAAAAACUUAUGUACAAUCAGGUAACGGACAAAAAACGUGAAGUUGCAGUACAACGCCACAACCAACAGAUGGCAGUGUUGUACUUUUACUCCAGAAAUGACUCAAAUUCUCAGUGAAGCCAAUUAAAGUUGGUCCAACUGAGUGAGCUCCAUGUAUAUUUCAGUUCCUCAGUGUGCUGGCAGUGUAUUGUGAACUCCGUGAAAUGUUUAGUUUGAUGGAAAAUUGUGCCAUUAAAACAGUUUCACCAACA
Messenger RNA from Oryzias latipes (Japanese medaka), 1875 nucleotides. It is a transcript of the gene asb6, whose product is annotated as ankyrin repeat and SOCS box containing 6. Gene Ontology annotation, molecular function: protein binding. The record is from RefSeq and is a predicted model, not a curated record. Gene Ontology annotation, biological process: intracellular signal transduction. NCBI's taxonomy places the organism in Eukaryota, Metazoa, Chordata, Actinopteri, Beloniformes, Adrianichthyidae.